GCUUUGUAGACCGAUUUUGCACGAUUUAGUGGAACAAAUGUGGAAACUGACUUUGUAGAGGUACCAUCACAAAUGCUUGAAAAUUGGGUGUGGGACAUUGAUUCCCUCCGAAGAUUGUCAAAACAUUAUAUAGAUGGAAGUCCAAUUACAGAUGAUCUGCUUGAAAAACUUGUUGCUUCUAGACUGGUCAACACAGGUCUUCUGACCCUACGCCAGAUUGUUUUGAGCAAAGUUGAUCAAUCUCUCCACACCAACACAUCACUGGACGCUGCAAGUGAAUAUGCCAAAUACUGCUCAGAAAUUUUAGGCAUUGCAGCUACUCCAGGCACAAAUAUGCCAGCUACUUUUGGACAUUUGGCAGGGGGAUAUGAUGGCCAAUAUUAUGGAUAUCUUUGGAGUGAAGUAUUUUCCAUGGACAUGUUUUACAGCUGUUUUAAAAAAGAAGGGAUAAUGAAUCCAGAGGUUGGAAUGAAAUACAGAAACCUAAUCCUGAAACCUGGAGGAUCUCUGGACGGCAUGGACAUGCUCCACAAUUUCUUGAAACGUGAGCCAAACCAAAAAGCGUUCCUAAUGAGUCGAGGCCUGCAUGCCUCAUAAACCGGGGCGCUUUGGUCGCAGUCCAUGUCUGGAGGACAAGUUGAUAUCGCCAUGUGUUGCUGCCCUGGAAACUGAAGGGAGUUUUGCAGAUGAAAAUGGAGAUUUCGAUUAGUGUUGUUUGAUUCUUAAUUUUAAAAAUUAUAAAGAUGUAAAUGGAAUUAUAAAUACUGUGACUAAGAAAAGACCCACUAGAAAGUAAUUGUACUAUAAAAUUUCAUAAAAAUGGAUUUGAGUUUUUUUAUAAAAGUUUCAUAUGAAUGUAAUUUGAUUUUUUACUAUUAUAAUCUAGAUAAUAUAAUGUAAGAGGGCUAAGAAUUUUUAAAUUGAAUCAUAUACAUAAUAUAAUUUGAUCCUUCUUGUAUCUUGAAGUUUUGUACUUGGGAUUUCUGGACUGAUAAAUGAAUCAUAUUCCUCUGGAAUUAUUUUCUCGGAGCCCUGCAUCAGCUCUGAUCCUCUGUCUCAUGGUAAGGUGUGACCUCUCCUUGGCUCAAGUACCUCAAGGCCAGGGGAAUAUGCGUCCAUCACGUAUUCAUCUUUGUGCGUCAGGCCUCCUGAUUCCCAGCUUUCUGCCACAUUUAAAUGAUGUUCCUCUAUUUGGAUUUGUCUUUUCUGUCUAAUGUCCAGUCAGAGUAUCAGAAAAUUGUGUUUUAACUAAACUGAUCUAAUAUCUAUUAUAAGUUUUUGAAUCUUGUAAUAGAGGAUUUUUUAUCUUGUAUUAGAGGCUCAUUUCCACUUCGGCAUACAAGUCUUUUGGCGUACUUCCCAGUUAGAAUACUGAAGCAAGUCCAAGCAUAUUUUUCUAUUCUCAUGUUUCUAAUAAGUGUUAGGGACUUUGCCUCUCCUUCUGACCACCUUGCCCAAAGUGGCAGGUAGCCAGGUCAGAUGACUCUGUAGAGAGUCAUGGGAAGAGAUCCAGGCUGAUGUGGUGCGUGGAGUUCAGCAACUCCAGAAGCGUUGGAGAACAGCUGCUCCAAACUGUUGUGUGUGUGCUCAGCCUUGACCACGGAGAAAAGACUCUUCAGUAGCCUAUUUUGUCUGGUGAUUUUAUUUUAAAUGAACCUUGGUUCUCUCUUUAAUUCUCUUUAUUGUGGACCUAAAUUCUAGUUCUGCCACAGACCAGUAAACUCACAGUAUUUAUUUUUCCUCUGGGAGUCUAUUCAAUAAGGAAACCAAGACAGAAUGAUAAAAACUUUUUUAAAAAUUAAAAAAAAAAAAACUUCAAAUGUAUUCUGCAUAGGUCUUUCAGGUGUCUCCCAGUGCAUGCCUGAAGUAUGACUUUGCUAGCCAGGAACAAAAUUAGAACCUCUCUAUUCUCUAGUCCAAGUGGACUUUGUGCUAAAUAAAAAGUUAUUACACUGCAUAAUAAAAUUAUAGACAGCAGGGAAAAUCGAGAACUGUAGUGACAAGGAAGGAAAUUCUAAGACUCUAAUUGCCAAGCAGAUCCCUUGAAUAUCCACAUGAAAUCUUACCCUCCCCUCUGAGACAGUUUGCCCCCUCUUCUCUCCCUACACUCACUCAGUGUCACCCCCUAGGGUCCCCAAAGCUGUUUGUGUGGUCUUAGCAACCUAUGGUAGUUUCCUCAUAUCUUUUUAUUCUCAGACUCUUCUGUUUUCCAGUUUCAGACCAAAAACUCUCUUCAGCUUUUUCUAUUACCCAGCGUGUCUCCUUAACGAUAACUUUACCAUUUUAAAUCUUACUGCUCAUGAAAAGACUAAUAAUUGGUGUGGAAAAGGCUACACACAAUAAAGUUAUAUUAUUAUCUAUGGGAAUGAACUCACAUUUCUUUCAUAUUUUAAUGUUAAAAUGGAAAUGCUUGAGAACAAAUGUUCUAUGGUGUUCUUUUUACUUAGGGUCUACCUCUAAUAUUUAAACUCUACCAAAGAACAGCAAUAAAAGUAAAUGUACAAAAAAUUAUCUAACAUAAGUCGAAAGUUAGGGCUUACUUUUUAAAGCCUCUUUGAAUGUUGCCAUCCAUCUACCUGUUCUUGUUUCCAGAUCAGAGCAUGGAGUUUCACUGAGAUGCUCUGAGUGGUGAAUAACCAUAAAAAAUUGUAAUAAUAUUGGAAAAAUUUAUAAUUCAGAUUUGUGGACUGAGCCACACAUAAUAAAGUCUUAAUGCAGGAGAUUUAGACCUGUUUCAGGUUUUUUUCAAGCAUUGUUAUGUUACUAAAGGCAAGUUCUUAAACAUCUUUUGCUAAUGUGCAAUAGGCUUGAUUCCUAAAGAUUUAAUUUUAAGAUGCUACAGAAAAGAGAAAGGAAAGUCCUGAUGUUAUGCCACCUGAUAUCGAUAAAUGUUGCAUGUUACGUAGGUAAAUAACUAAAACUUGUCAUGAGUUAUCACCUGAGCUACUUACACCAAGGUCUUGCCUCUCUAAAGUUAGCGUGAUGGAAAACGGGUGUCUUUAGCUCUUUAGAUGACAAACUGCAUGGUGCAAGAGGCCAAAAUUGAGAAAAUAGCCCUUCAGAGAAAAACAAUACAAAUAUAUUUGUACUUGUAAAUGCCUUACCUAGUAGAGAAUGACUUACUUUUCUACUUUACUGUUUUGCAUAUAAUCUUUGUGUAUGAAUUAAAGGUCUGUGGAGAUCCUGCUUCCCCACUGGA
Molecule: messenger RNA, 3199 nt
Organism: Carlito syrichta (Philippine tarsier)
Lineage: Eukaryota; Metazoa; Chordata; Mammalia; Primates; Tarsiidae
Product: neurolysin, mitochondrial
Exons: 4
Coding region: 73-597 (174 amino acids)
Biological process (GO): proteolysis; peptide metabolic process
Cellular component (GO): mitochondrial intermembrane space
Molecular function (GO): metalloendopeptidase activity
Source: RefSeq, a predicted model, not a curated record